This is a messenger RNA of Diabrotica virgifera virgifera (western corn rootworm), 2857 nucleotides long. RefSeq names its product protein fork head (gene fkh). Lineage: Eukaryota; Metazoa; Arthropoda; Insecta; Coleoptera; Chrysomelidae. The record is from RefSeq and is a predicted model, not a curated record. Bases 438 to 1730 code for a protein of 430 amino acids. The transcript has a single exon. Gene Ontology annotation, molecular function: DNA-binding transcription factor activity, RNA polymerase II-specific; transcription factor binding; RNA polymerase II cis-regulatory region sequence-specific DNA binding. Gene Ontology annotation, biological process: anatomical structure morphogenesis; regulation of transcription by RNA polymerase II; cell differentiation.
CGUUUCGUGGCGUCAUCGGAAUUAAGUGGGCGUCGCCGAUAUUCCCCUCAACCUAACUCACCGCCAACCCAGAGCCGCUAGCCAAUCGCCAACUGUUAUCGUCCGCCGAUCACCAUAGCAACGAAUGAAGAAUGCACGCGAUUAGUGCCACGGUUGCUAUGGCGAUCUGCCCCCUCCACACUUUUGUAUUUGACUAUCCAACGCUCUGGGUACUUCAGACUAGCUUGUAGUAUCUAAGUAAACAGGCUGCCAGAGGUAUUUGUUUUUCCAAUCAGUGUAGGUUUUGGAAUACCUAAAGUGUUAAGUUGUUUGUGAAUUUGAUCGUGAUGUAAACAAUGAAACAAAACCGACGUUUGAGAUAGAAUCAAUUGAUAGAGCGGAAUCGUUGACAAAUACGACGAGUGGAAACUAUUAGUGCAAUAAUACUUUAGUGCAAUAUGUUGACGCAAAAACUAUAUCCUGACGUAAAUACAAUGUCUACGGGAAGUAACGCGAUGUCUCCCAUGACAACAACGUACUCCAUGAAUUCUAUGGCGAUGGCCCAGAUGAGUUGUUCCCCGCAGACUUCUAUGUUCGGAUCGGGUAUGCUGAACUCGGGAAUGACGUCCAAUAUGGCAAUGAAUCGAAUACAACCCCGAAUGGACCAGCCGAUGAGUGAGCCUCCUCAAUUAGGAUAUUCAACGAUAGGUUCGCCGAUUUCUAAUAUGAAUGCUUGCAUGGGUGCGACAAUGUCAUCUAUUAAUAACUAUAAUGCGACUAUAGGCCGGGGCGAUUUAGGUGGUGGUGAUACUUCGCCGAAUAGUGCGUUACAACGAGCUAGAGCCGAUAAAACCUACAGGAGAUCUUACACACACGCAAAACCGCCAUACUCAUACAUUUCUCUAAUCACAAUGGCGAUACAAAAUAGCCCGCAAAAGAUGCUGACGUUAUCAGAGAUCUACCAGUUUAUUAUGGAUUUAUUUCCAUUUUAUAGACAAAACCAACAGCGCUGGCAAAAUUCCAUACGGCAUUCGUUAUCGUUUAAUGAUUGUUUCAUCAAAGUUCCUAGAACGCCUGACAAGCCCGGAAAAGGAUCUUUUUGGAGUUUACACCCAGAUUCAGGUAACAUGUUUGAAAAUGGUUGUUAUUUGAGAAGGCAAAAACGAUUUAAAGACGAGAAGAAAGAAAUCCUCAGAGCGACGCACAAAAGUCCUUCUCAUAGUGUAGACAGCAGUAGCAGCUCGGGUAAGAAAACUCCUGUUCAACACGGCGAAGACAAAUCUCAUCAUUUAGACAAAGCUAACGAAAACAUUGGAUCUAUGUUAAGUUUGCAUCCUGCAAAAUUAGACGUCGAUCAAUUGAAUCUUCUAAACGCAAAUGAUCUUCAUAAUAUGCAGCAACAUCACCACCACCAAAAUAUGUCUCACGAAGAGUUAUCCGCUAUGAUAAACAGAAGUAACCAUCUAGCGUUGUCCAGCGAACACCAAGCGAUGCUGCAUCAUACUCCGAUGAACCACCACCUGAAGCAAGAGCCCACCGGAUACACUCCAUCCAAUCAUCCGUUCUCAAUAACGAGGCUACUUCCAGCAGAAAGCAAAUCGGACAUCAAGAUGCAAUACGACAUGCAGUACGCGGGAUACAACACCUUGAGCCCGCUGCCGAACGCUAUCCAUUCUCAUAGUACCAUAGGUAAUGAUUAUUAUAAUAGCCCUUCUUUAUACCAUAGUUCUUCGGGCACGACGUCUUUGUGACAGUAUCCUUUAGCUUAAGCAAAGUUUUCUCGAAUACACUAUUUGUAGUUACGUAUGGACGCGGUUCUGUUGGAUAAUUUAUAUUUUUGAGGCAAGUUUUUAACAAAUUUUUAAAUUAUUUAGAGUAAUCUCAUAUGAUUAGAAUAUUUUUAAAAGAGAAUAGCGACGGGGACAGUCUAUCUAUCAGCUUCUCUUAUCUAAAAAGAUAAAAAGCUCUAGAAUAAACGAUUAAAAACAAUUUUUUUAUAACAACUAAUUGCUGUAUUAUCAAUUUUUUAGUAAAAUAUCUCGUAGAGUUGAAUGAUAUUUAUCUGCAACGUACGAUUGAUCAAGUAUUGGAGUAGAUAUCUACGAUUUAUGUUAUAAUUAUUUUGUAAUACAUUAUACGAAUAUAUUUUUUCUUUUGCCGCUAAAAAAUCUGUCAACACAAUAAUGUUGUAUGGGCCAUUCCACGAACAUACGCCUGUUUUGGAUUACUUCUACAACGAAUAUUUUAUUUGCAAUUUACUUUCGUUCUUCUUAUUUUGCACAGUAAAAUAUUCGUUGUCGAAGUAAUUCAAAACAGGCGUAUGUUCGUGAAAUAAGGUAUAUCUGAAAGGGGUAUACGCAAAAUCUUGAUCUAAUGCUAUUUAAACGCAUUCGUUUUUUUUCGAAUCCUGUUAAAACUAGUAAGAAUUUUUGAAAAAUAUAAACGCAGAAUGAAAGAUUACAUUAUUACCGAGGGCCGAAAGUCCCUGAAAACUUCUAUAACGUUUAUUUUAAUAAAAUUACAGGGGUAAAAAAAGGAAAUUUAGUGUGAUUUUUAAUUUCAAAUAUCUCAUUCAAAAGAAACUUUUUGUUUAUCCUAAGGGACUUUCGUCUUUCGGUAAUAAUGUAAUCUUUCAUUUUGUGUUUAAAUUUUUCAAAAAUAUGUAUUAGUUUUCUCAGGAUUCGAAGAAGUGAAUACAUUUAAAUAACAUUGGACUAAUAUUUUGCGCCUAUCCCCGUAAAGUUGGUUAAAUCAAAUAUGAAAUAUUGUGAUAUGUUAGUUUUAGCAAAACUUUUUAAACAGUACACUUAGACUUAUAUAUUAUAUAUAAAAAUUUUAAUUUUUAAUUAUUGUAAUAAAGUAUUACUUUCUUUUAUAA